Molecule: messenger RNA, 1310 nt
Organism: Notechis scutatus (mainland tiger snake)
Lineage: Eukaryota; Metazoa; Chordata; Lepidosauria; Squamata; Elapidae
Source: RefSeq, a predicted model, not a curated record
AUCUCAAGAAGGCGGGCUCCACUGCUUCCGGUUCAGCCGGUUGGCGGUUGGCGGCUCGCUUGGUAGGAAGUCUGGAGAAGGUUUUAAGCAUUCUUGAGGCAACAUGAUAGAUCCUGUUGAAAACAAUUUAUCUGAUCUUCCUGAUUAUGAACACACCCAUGAUGAGACCUUUCAGCCUCUUCUACCCCCAGACUCUCCAGGGGGGGUAGCGGAAGGUGCCUUACUCAAUGGAGAUCCAGAGGGAAAUCAGUUGACACAAAACAAGGAUUCUUCUGUGACCACAAGAAGAGCUGUUAAAAGAACAAUACCUAAAUUAGAUGCUCAAAGAUCUUGGAUGAUGGAGUGCCUUAUUUAUGAUAUUUUCCAAGUAACUGGAGACCCUUCUAAUGUUUGCAGAUUGAUUUCAGAGCGAGGACUUCCAGCUUUGUGCAAUUUGUUCGACAACGUAAAUUUCAAAGGUAAAGGUCACGAGGAAGCUGACCUGAGGACGCUUAUAAGGCACAUGGAACAUUGGGCCCACCGCCUCUUCCCUCAACUUCCCUUUGAAAACGUUGUGGAAAGAAUAGAGAGCUUGGGAAAUAAAAAACCUGUUCAGGCGUGCUUAAAGAGAAUUCGACUUGAUCUCCCUCUUUUGAACGAAGACUUCAGAAGUCACGAAGGUGAAGAAGAUGAGAACAAUAGACACAGCCCGGCCACCGAAGAACCAAUUUUCCUUCCCGAAACACAGAAUUCCCCAAAAGAAUCUGGUUCUCCCUCUUUAAGUCCUGCCCUGACCGAGGAGCAACAGCAGAGAAUCGAAAGGAACCGACGAAGAGCCCUUGAAAGAAGACAGGCUAAAAACCAGCUCAGUCAAUCUCCAAACGAUGAUUUGCCUACCAGUGAAGAAUACGGCCCCAUUACAGCUCAGGAGAAGGAUGAGGUCUGCGUAGACAAAGUUGUUGGCGUCCCUUUUCAACCUACGGAGGACAUGCAAAGUAGUACAGAUCAAGUGUCUUUUUAAUUGUGUGGAAUAGGAAUAGCAUAGUUUUGUUUUUACGGCAACUUUAGAUGUCGAGGCUGGUUAAUUUGGCAGCUGCUAUAAUUUCCAGUGUUUUCUGUUAUGCCAACGUUUUAAAGAAGUGUUUUCAUUUCAGUGAAAGAACAUUUUAAGCUUUAAACAUUUGUACAGCAAAUUUUAAUGAAAACUAUACAUAAAAGUCAAAUGAUGCUAUAUUUCUACACUUUAAAUCUUUUAUAACUUUCCCAUUGUGAAAUAUUUGUAAUUGCCCAUAUUUUAUACUGGAAAUGAAAAUAAUAAAUCUUGUAAACUA